This is a messenger RNA of Syngnathoides biaculeatus (alligator pipefish), 1301 nucleotides long. RefSeq names its product dolichyl-phosphate mannosyltransferase subunit 1, catalytic (gene dpm1). Gene Ontology annotation, biological process: GPI anchor biosynthetic process; protein O-linked glycosylation via mannose. Gene Ontology annotation, molecular function: dolichyl-phosphate beta-D-mannosyltransferase activity. The record is from RefSeq and is a predicted model, not a curated record. Gene Ontology annotation, cellular component: endoplasmic reticulum membrane. The transcript has 9 exons. NCBI's taxonomy places the organism in Eukaryota, Metazoa, Chordata, Actinopteri, Syngnathiformes, Syngnathidae. Bases 28 to 816 code for a protein of 262 amino acids.
UUGCUAAACCGGAAUUGAUGCGGGAUUAUGGUCAAAUUGGCUGAUAGCGGCAAACAUACCGCCAUGCCAGCUCGUAAGACUUCCCGCUUGAAGCCAAACGAUAAGGACAAAUAUUCGGUGUUAUUGCCCACCUAUAACGAAAGGGAAAAUCUCCCUUUGAUUGUGUGGCUUUUGGUGAAAUAUUUCGAUGAAAGUGGUUACGAUUACGAGGUUAUCGUCAUUGACGACGGAAGCCCCGAUGGGACAUUGGAAGUGGCCAAACAACUCCAAACGAUAUAUGGAGUGGACAAAAUUCUUCUACGGCCACGAGCAACGAAGUUAGGCCUGGGCACCGCUUACAUCCACGGCAUGAAACACGCCACAGGAAAUUUCAUCUUCAUCAUGGAUGCUGAUCUAUCUCAUCAUCCCAAAUUCAUCCCAGAAUUUAUUAAGAAGCAGAAGGAAGGCAAUUAUGAUUUGGUGUCAGGCACCCGCUACCGAGGCAAUGGUGGCGUCUACGGGUGGGACCUGCGUAGGAAACUCAUCAGUCGGGGUGCCAAUUUUCUGACUCAAGUGUUGUUGCGGCCUGGUGCUUCAGACCUAACAGGAAGUUUCAGACUGUACAAGAAGAAAAUCCUUGAGAGUCUGGUUGAGCGUUGCGUGUCCAAAGGUUACGUCUUUCAAAUGGAAAUGGUUGUCCGAGCCAGGCAGCUCAACUACACUAUUGGAGAGGUUCCCAUUUCCUUCGUGGAUCGAGUCUAUGGCGAGUCCAAACUGGGAGGGAACGAGAUUGUAUCAUUUGUGAAAGGCCUGCUCACACUAUUUGUCACGACAUGAUUACGCCACAUACGGCGUGCUGUAAAUACAUGGCCAGUGAGAGAUGUAAAUUGAGGACUUCUGACAAAUAUAACCGGACCCUGAUGUGGGGGGGCGGGGGGGCACACCUUUGUUUUAAGCAAAUGAUGAGAGUACACCCUCCUGUUAGAAGUACAUGGAGUGUCGUAGUAAUGGAGACCAUUGAUGUGUAUUACCCUUCUCGUCCUCAAUUAAUUUAGCACAAAGAGUGUAUGCUGUCUCAUCGUGCUGUAGACAAUUGUAAUACAGAAUUUCAGAACAUUAAUGAUUGAUUUCACUAAAGCAUCAAUUGUUAAAUGUCAUUCUUUUAGAAAUACCGUACAAGGAUUCUUCAGCGGUGCUUAUAAUUUGAGUUUAAUUUGCCAGAUAUGAUGCCUCAUUGUCUCGUUGGAGAAGGCUUGAAGUUGUUGUACAGUGUUCCCACACUAAAUAAAAAAUACAAUUAAAAAAAAAAAGAUUUUCCAUGU